This is a messenger RNA of Penicillium odoratum, 375 nucleotides long. RefSeq lists its product as uncharacterized. Bases 1 to 375 code for a protein of 124 amino acids. The record is from RefSeq and is a predicted model, not a curated record. The transcript has a single exon. Lineage: Eukaryota; Fungi; Ascomycota; Eurotiomycetes; Eurotiales; Aspergillaceae.
AUGCAGUUCAUCUCCACCACUUUCAUCUUCUCCCUCCUCGCCUCUGCCCUGGCCGCUCCUACAAAGGGCCCGCACACCGCCACCAUUCAACUCGCCAAUGAUCAUUCUGGCGCCAAUGCCGACAUCAUCAUCCCCGUUGAUGGCGUGAAGCGUCCCGUGCAAGAACUCUGGGGCCACACCGCUGUUGCGGAACAUGGCCUUGUCUUUGCCUCCAGCGCCCAGCUCACUGCCACUGAACAGACAACCGUCUGCAAAUUUAUUGAGGAGAAACACCCAAUUACCACCCUUGACGCUGAGAGGACUUGGGUCUCCCUGGGCAAGCCUGUCGUUGAUCUCUGUUCUGCCUGGGUUGUUUGUGAAUGCGAGGGCAUGUAG